Dipodomys spectabilis (banner-tailed kangaroo rat) is the source of this 3914-nucleotide messenger RNA. It is a transcript of the gene Sirt1, whose product is annotated as sirtuin 1. The coding region runs from base 52 to 2247 and encodes 731 amino acids. The transcript is spliced from 9 exons. The record is from RefSeq and is a predicted model, not a curated record. NCBI's taxonomy places the organism in Eukaryota, Metazoa, Chordata, Mammalia, Rodentia, Heteromyidae. Gene Ontology annotation, molecular function: NAD+ binding.
CGAGCGGGAGCGGAGGAGGCGAGGCGGGCGGGCCAGAGAGGCAGUUGGAAGAUGGCGGACGAGGCGGCGCUCGCCCUUCAGCCCGGCGGCUCCCCCUCCGUGGCGGCCGAGAGGGAGGCCGCGUCGCCGCCCGCCGGGGAGCCGCUCCGCAAGAGGCCGCGCAGGGACAGCCCCGGCCUCGGGCGGAGCCCGGGCGAGCCCGGUGGGGCGGCCCCGGAGCGGGAGGCAGCGGCGGCCGGGGACGGCCUGGCGGCGGAGGCGGCGGCGGCGGCGGGAGGGGAGCGGGAGGCCCCGGCGACGGCCGCGGCCGGAGAAGGAGACAAUGGGCCGGGCCUGCAAGGCCUAGCCCGGGAGCCGCCGCCGGCCGAGGACUUCGACGACGACGACGACGACGACGAGGGCGACGAGGAGGAAGAGGCGGCCGCGGAGGCGCUGCAGUACCGAGAUAACCUUCUGUUCAGUGAUGAAAUUAUCACUAAUGGUUUUCAUUCUUGUGAAAGUGAUGAGGAUGACAGAGCUUCACAUGCCAGCUCCAGUGACUGGACCCCAAGGCCACGGAUAGGUCCAUAUACUUUUGUUCAGCAACAUCUCAUGAUUGGCACAGAUCCUCGAACAAUUCUUAAAGAUUUACUGCCAGACACAAUUCCUCCACCUGAAUUGGAUGAUAUGACACUGUGGCAGAUUGUAAUUAAUAUCCUUUCAGAACCACCAAAAAGAAAAAAAAGAAAAGAUAUUAAUACAAUUGAAGAUGCUGUGAAAUUACUCCAAGAGUGCAAAAAAAUAAUUGUUCUAACUGGAGCUGGGGUAUCUGUUUCAUGUGGAAUACCUGACUUCAGAUCAAGAGAUGGUAUUUAUGCUCGCCUUGCAGUAGACUUCCCAGAUCUUCCAGAUCCUCAAUCUAUGUUUGAUAUUGAUUAUUUCAGAAAAGAUCCAAGACCAUUCUUCAAGUUUGCGAAGGAAAUAUAUCCUGGACAAUUCCAACCAUCUCUCUGUCACAAAUUCAUAGCCUUGUCAGAUAAAGAAGGAAAACUACUUCGCAACUAUACACAGAAUAUAGAUACCUUGGAACAGGUUGCAGGAAUCCAAAGGAUAAUUCAGUGUCAUGGUUCCUUUGCAACAGCAUCUUGCCUGAUUUGUAAAUACAAAGUUGACUGUGAAGCUGUACGAGGAGAUAUUUUUAAUCAGGUAGUUCCUCGAUGUCCUAGGUGUCCAGCUGAUGAACCACUUGCUAUCAUGAAACCGGAGAUUGUCUUUUUUGGUGAAAAUUUACCAGAACAGUUUCACAGAGCUAUGAAGUAUGACAAAGAUGAAGUUGAUCUUCUCAUUGUUAUUGGGUCUUCCCUAAAAGUAAGACCAGUAGCACUAAUUCCAAGUUCCAUACCCCAUGAAGUGCCUCAGAUAUUAAUUAAUAGGGAACCAUUGCCUCAUCUGCAUUUUGAUGUAGAGCUUCUUGGAGACUGUGAUGUCAUAAUUAAUGAAUUGUGUCAUAGGUUAGGUGGUGAAUAUGCCAAACUUUGCUGUAACCCUGUAAAACUUUCAGAAAUUACUGAAAAACCUCCACGAACACAAAAAGAGUUGGUUAAUUUCUUAGAGUUACCACCAACACCACUUCAUAUUUCAGAAGAGUCGAGCUCACCUGAAAGAACUUCACCACCAGUUUCUAAAGUAAUUGUUACAGCAACUAAGAGUAAAGUUGAUGAUUUAGUCAUAUCUGAAUCAAAAAGUUGUAUGGAAGAAAAACCACAAUUAGUACAGACUUCUAUUAGGAACAAUGAGAGUAUUACUGUGGAAAAUUCGGAUUUAAAGGAUGUCGGUUCUAGUACUGAAGAGAAAAAUGAUAUAACUUCAGUUGCUGAAACGGUGAGAAAGUGUUGGCCCAAUAGACUCCCAAAGGAACAGAUCAGUAAGCGGCUUGAUGGUAAUCAGUAUUUGUUUUUACCACCAAAUCGCUACAUUUUCCAUGGGGCUGAGGUGUAUUCAGACUCUGAAGAUGAUAUCCUAUCCUCUAGUUCAUGCGGCAGUAACAGUGAUAGUGGUACAUGCCAGAGUCCAAGUUUAGAAGAACAUAUGGAAGAUGAAAGUGAGAUUGAGGAAUUCUACAAUGGCUUGGAAGAUGAUGCUGAUAUCCCAGAGCGAGAUGGAGGAGCUGGAUUCGGGGUUGAUGGAAAUGACCAAGAGCCAGUUAAUGAAGCUAUAUCAAUGAAACAGGAAGCACCAGAUACGAGCUAUCCAUCAAACAAAUCAUAAUGUAAUUGGUCCAGGUACAGGAAUUGCUCCACCAGCAUUAGGAAUUUCAGCAUGUCAAAAAUGAAUGUUUACUUGUGAACUCAGUAGAGCAAGGAAACCAGAAAGGUGUAAUAUGUAUAGACUGAUAAAAUAGAUCUUUUUCCCAUGGGUAAUUUUUUAACCAUUAUUUCUGUUCUUGUACACUCAACACUAACACUUUUUAAAGAAAAGGUACUAAGUAUCUUUAAUCAGCUGUUGGUCAAAACUUUCUUUUAAAGGUUUGUAUGAUACAUCUGUAUGUAUAUAUAGUUUUUGGUUUUGCCUAGUGAGUUUAAACAUUUAAAAGUUUUCAAAAAGCCAUUGGAAUGCUAAUGUAAAGGGAACAGCUUAUCUAGACCAAAGAAUGGUAUUUUCACUUUUCUUUGUAACAUUGAAUGGUUUGAAGUCCUUGAACUUUUUGAUUUACACACUGGCAUCUUCCAAAACUUGUGGCAGCUAACUUUUUUAAGACAAAAAAAAUGAUACGAAAUGUGAUGAGAACGAAGUCAGCAAUGUGUGGGAAAGCACCUGGUGUAAUACUUGGUGCUCAAAAGUAUUGUAUUUAUUAUUCAAAUGAAAAUGGCUUUUGUACUUCCUAAGGACAUGUAGUAAUGUCUAUAUUGGCUCAUAAAACUAGCCUGAUAAGCAAAUAAAUGCUUUGGAAAUGUUUCAGUUGCUUUAGAAACAAUAGUGCCUGCAUUGAUCCCCUUAGUUCUGAGUGUUUGCCAUUGUUGUUUAAAUACCUAUCACUGUGGUAGAGCUUGCAUUGAUCCUUUUUCAGAGUAUUAAACUGCCAAGGUGUGAAUAUGCAAAGCCUUUUUGAAUCUAUAAUGGUACUUCUACUGGGGGAGUGUGUAAUAUUUUGGACUGCUUGUUUUUCCAUUAACGAGGAGAGCAACAGUUCCCUGAUUACAGUUCCAAAGUAAUAACUCAGCCAGAAAGUACAUGUCUCCUAUGGGGAGGACUUGGUGAAAUGGAAUGAAUACCAAACAGCUAGCCUAGUAUUAUGAAGAUGAACAUUGAUUGUAAUAGCAGAAUAGUUUAUGAAACUAGCUAGCUCCUAUAAGGUAUCUUUAUUUAAAAGCUUAGCCUGCCUUAAAUAGAGAUAAUUUUUCUCAACUGCACAAGCUUUUAGCCUUUUGAAGUUCAUACCUGCAAACUUACAUAGUAAGUGCUUAACAGACCCAUUUUUUUGAGCAUUACUCCCAAAUUAUGAAGUAUUCCUGUUGGUUUAAUAUUUAUUAAAAAGGGGGUUGAAAUUCAGCUGUUCUUUUUGCUUAAUACCCAAAUAGGACCAUUAUUGCCAGAGAAAAACUCUUACUGAAUGGUCAUUUCCAUACCUGAAAGACAUCUCAAACUGAGUUUAUUUGGCUACACUAAAGAAUGCAGUAUAUUUAGUUUUCCAUUUGCAUGGUGUGUUUGUGCUAUAGAUGAUAUUUUAAAUUGAGAAAUUUGUUUUAAAUUAUUUUUACAGUGAAGACUGUUUUCAGCUCUUUUAUAUUGUACAUAGUCUUUUAUGUAAUCUACUGGCAUAUGUUUUGUAGACUGUUUAAUGACUGGAUAUACUUCCUCCAACUUUUGAAAUACAAAACCAGUGUUUUAUACUUGUACACUGUUUUAAAGUCUAUUAAAACUGUUAUUUGACUUUU